AUGAGCCAGUCUAUCCCAACCAGAGUCGCGUCCAAGCUCUUUGAGCCCCUGGCGAUCGCUAAUGGAAACAUCACUCUCAAGCAUCGAGCCGUCUUUGCGCCUUUGACAAGAAACCGAGGAACGCCACUCAACCCUAAAUCCACCGCUGAAGACCCGAACCGCGUCUGGCUUCCCAAUGACCUAAUGGUAGAGUACUACACGCAGCGCGCAAGCGAUGGUGGACUCAUCAUUUCCGAGGGUCUACCCCCCUCGCUUGAGGGAAACGCUAUGCCCGGCGUCCCUGGGAUCUUCCUACCCGAACAAGCUGAGGGAUGGAAGCGAAUCGUCGAUGCCGUCCACUCCCGAGGUGGCUACAUCUACGCCCAGCUAUGGCACUCGGGCCGUGCCAACAUCCCGCAGCUCACGGGGACCCCAAUCGUGUCCCCUUCCGCAGUGACGUGGGAUGAUCCAGAGGAGUGCUUCGCGUACCCGCCGCCACACAGCACAACCAAGGUCAAAUUGUCCGAGAACCCGCCGAUCGAGUUGACUGUGGAGCAUAUCCAACGAACGAUCAAAGACUAUUGCAAUGCCGCGCAGAGAGCGAUGGACGCUGGGUUCGACGGCGUUGAAGUUCACGGGGCAAAUGGCUACCUUCCCGAGCAAUUUCUUUCCACCAACGUCAACAAGCGAACAGAUGACUACGGCGGGACGGUAGAAAAACGGUGUAGAUUCCCCCUGGAAUUGAUGGAAGCUCUCGCAGAGACGGUUGGGCAGGAGAAUCUUGCCAUUCGCCUGUCUCCGUUCGGGCUUUUCAACCAGUCCCGAGGGAGCGAGCGGGUCGAGACAUGGAGCCACUUAUGCCGUGAGCUGAAGGCUCGUCUUCCUCACUUGUCGUACGUCAGUUUCAUCGAGCCGCGCUUUGAGCAAAUCUAUUCUCUCGAGGAGAAAGAUGAGUUCCUUGCAUCUUGGGGCCUUGCAACAGUUGAUCUUUCCAUUUUCCGUGAUAUCUUUGGUGACACACCAUUCUUUUCCGCGGGCGGGUGGAAUGACACCAACUCUUGGGGUGUAUUGGAGAGUGGGAAAUACGACGCUUUGGCGUAUGGCCGUUUGUUCACCAGCAAUCCAGACUUGGUUGACAGGCUGCGCAACGGAUGGCCGCUUGCCCCAUAUGACCGAUCCAGGUUUUACGGUCCGUUUGAAGACCCUGCGAUUGGAUACACGGACUACCAGGAAUUUGCUUCAACGAAACCAGAAGAGCCGAAUGUCGAGAAGAAGUCAUUCUCAUUGCGACAGAUAUUCUCCAGGUUGGUGAAGCGGUUCCGGUCAGGUUCGUAUGUUUAG
Messenger RNA from Clonostachys rhizophaga, 1320 nucleotides. Lineage: Eukaryota; Fungi; Ascomycota; Sordariomycetes; Hypocreales; Bionectriaceae. The record is from the annotation of a GenBank genome assembly.